Danio rerio (zebrafish) is the source of this 2618-nucleotide messenger RNA. The record is from RefSeq and is a predicted model, not a curated record. NCBI's taxonomy places the organism in Eukaryota, Metazoa, Chordata, Actinopteri, Cypriniformes, Danionidae.
UAGUGUAGUCUACUUUAGUGUUUACUGUAGUGUAUUGCGGUAUUGUACUACAGUAUUUGGUCAUUUGCUCAUAUUGCUGAGGAUGUUGUGUUACUGCAGCUGUUUACUAUAGCAUGACCCAAAUACGCCCUUAUUUUAAUAUACACUGUAUUUAAAAUGAAACAUAUGGAAAUGUUCUGUGUUUUCUUUUGCUGAAGUCACUGAUGGAGAAUCAGGAGCACAGACUCUGUCUCUCCUCAGCAUCUUCAUCUCUCAGAUCAUUCAUAUGUUCAUUAAGCACAGCUCGGUUAUGGAGAUGCAAACAGUAUAGUUUGUAGCAAACGAGUACUUUUAUUUUAGCAUCACAUCGUGAGCAUUGUGUUGUUAACAUCCGGAUCAGAGAAGUUCUGCACGUUAUAUUCUUCAUGUUUCAUGUCGGUUUGUGCAUUUCCGCCGCCUACUGGCAUGGACUGAGAAUCCUCAAUAAUGACAGAAGGAAAAUCAUGUAAACUACACUGCACAAAUCAUGAUUAAAUGUAUAUGUGAGUGUGAGUGUAUGUCACCAUGAUGCUCUUCUGACAGUGUGCGUGAUUUCCUCCAGACCUUUAUUUUGCUCAGCGCGUGCGCGCGGCGCGGUGAACUUGACGCGUGACGUCACACGGGCUGCGGCGCGCGCUCGGGCUGCUGUUAUUCUGGAGGUUUUGAGCUGUGCGAGUAGUAUAAUAAAUCUUUAAAAAGUACUUUCCUGUGAUUUUCAAAUGUGCCUGAUUGGCGUGACGAUGUCACAGCGAGCAUCUAAUGUAGUGCGGCGCGGCCGCGGAUAUUCGCUGUAGGGUUUCUGAAGUUCAGCGUCGCCUCAGCGUGUAUGAGUGCUGCUUUCAGCAGGAAGAGGCCAGCUGGGAUCUGAGAGAUGUAGUGUUAUUAUUAUUAUUGUAAGCAUGGAGAUGGUGAGAGAGGAGAGUGAAGACAAGAGUGAUGCAGAACAAGAUGCUGAGGAACAUAAAGGUAUGAUGGAAGUGAAAGAUGAACACAAAGAGCCUGAAGAAGCGGAGAUGAAUGAGCAGAUGAACAUCACAAAUGAAGAACAAUCCUGCAGUUCAUCACGGAACGAUAAUCAAGUUUCACAAGCCGAAACACAGUCGAAACACUCUUUCAUUUGCUCUGAGUGUGGGAAGAGCUUCACGCGUAGAGGACACCUGAGGAUCCACAUGAUAAUCCACACAGGUGAGCGGCCGUACACCUGUAUUCAGUGCCAGAAGAGCUUCACCUGUAAAGGAAGCCUGAAGGACCACUGCAAAAUCCACUCUGGAGAGAAGCCGUUCAUGUGUCCGCAGUGUGGAUGGAGCUUCGCACGGCAGGAAGACCUGAAGAGGCACAUCAGAAUCCACACCGGAGAGAAACCGUUCAGCUGCGCUCAGUGCACGAAGAGCUUCACCAGCUCCGGAGACCUGAGGAGACACGUGCGGAUACACUCCGGCGAGCGGCCGUUCAGCUGCGCUCAAUGCAAGAAGAGCUUCACGCAGAAAGAAGGACUGAAAGAGCACGCUAAAAUACACUCCGGGGAGAAACUGUUUGCGUGCAUGCUGUGCGGGAAGAGCUUCACACAUCAGCGGAGCUUGAAGAGACACAUGAAGGUGCAUUCUGGAGAGAAGCUACACCAGUGUCCUGAGUGCGGCAGGAGGUUUGCUGAAGCAGGUAACCUGAAGACACACCUGCUGUCACACACUGGAGAAAGACCCUUCAGCUGUGAGAAGUGUGAGAAGAAGUUUUUCCUGGCCGUGCAUUUAAAGACACACAUGAGGAUUCACGAGGACGAGCGGCGGUACGUGUGCUCAUUCUGCGGGAAGAGUUUCCUGUGGCUCAAUGGCUUUAAGGACCAUCAGAAGACACACAUUGGGGAGAAACCCUACGUGUGUUUGGAGUGCGGGAGCACUUUCAUCAGACCUGGAGAAUUAAAAGUGCACGAGCGCAUCCACACCGGAGAAAAGCCCUACAAGUGCUCACACUGUGAAAAGAGCUUCACUCAGUCGGGAGCCUUGAAAAUUCACAAGCGAGUGCACACUGGAGAGAAGCCGUACCUCUGCCCUACAUGCGGGAAGACUUUCAGCAGAUACGGAAAUCUGGGGAAACACCUGAAAAAGGCUUGUCCAAAGCUGAAACAAUGAGUUCACUUUUUAAGGGGACCUAUUAAUACAAGCUGUACAUGCGCCUCUGCUGUCUCUACAGCACAGGUGUCAAACUCAAUUCCUGGAGGGCCACAGCUCUGCAGUUUUGCUCCAACCCUAAUCAAACACAGCUGAUCUAAAUAAGCUUGGGCUGCGUCCGAAAUCGACGACUACUCAGUGUAAACGUACUACUCGGCCUUUAGAAAAGUACUAUCUAUACCAGAGAUAUGCCAAAGUUGGCCCAUUGUAACCUUUGAUUUGGCCCACCAACCCAACUAAGAGGAGAGUGAGUAUGAUGGAGAGGGUUGGGGCGAAUGCCUUUAACACAAAGACUGUAAAACUACAAGAAACAGUGUGUAGAGCUACAAAAAAAAGCAAAGUGAAAUUAAAUGUGUCAGUGCUGCGCAUGGAUGGAUUUGCUCUUUCGCAGCAGUGAAUAUUAAACCAAACUGAACUAAACUGAAACUCUGAAAA